AUGGGAAUACCCAAAUUCUAUCGUUACUUAUUAGAACGAUAUCCUCUCGUUAGUGAAAUUGUAACAUCAAGUGAAUUCCUACCCAGAUGUGAUUAUCUCUACUUGGAUGUGAACGGAAUCAUUCACAAUGCGACUCAUGGAGAGUCGGCUAUCGGAGAGAUUCCCACAACUGAUAUGGUGGCAUCUUAUGUGUUUGGCUAUAUCUCGGACAUUUUCGCGAAUAUUCAACCCAGAAAGCUGAUGUUUAUAGCCGUGGAUGGAGUUGCGCCGCGAGCCAAGCUGAAUCAGCAACGUUCUCGUCGUUAUCGAACUGCCUUGGAUCGGUGUCUCGAAGUCGAGUCUACGGGCCACAAGGGAGAGGUAUUUGAUUCAAAUUGCAUCACUCCCGGAACCGAGUUCAUGCACAAAGUCGACCAGCUCAUAGAGUAUUUCAUUCGAAAGAAGAUAUCAGAGGAUCCUCUCUGGAGAAAUACAAUGGUGCUGUACUCCUCGCACAGUGAUCCUGGAGAAGGAGAGCAUAAAAUCAUGAAUUUUAUUCGCUAUUUGUGCACGAGCCCGGACUACAACGCCGCGGAGCGCCACUGCAUCUACGGACUUGAUGCCGACCUCAUUCUCCUGUCUCUCUCCCUCCACGAUGUAAACGUGAUUCUCCUGCGAAACAUCAUCGACUUCCGAGCCUAUUUCCGGAAGGUCCAGACCACCGUCAAUCGCGCAGAGCCCAUUCACAAAUGGGAGAUCUUCCACAUCUCCGUCCUCCGCGAGUACCUCUUCCGCGACCUGCAGCCGUCGAACGCUUCGUGGAUGAGCGUGAAAGACCGCGAGCGUCUCAUCGACGACUUCGUGUUCAUCAUGAUUUUGCUAGGCAACGAUUUCCUCCCCGAGCUUCCCUCGCUGGACAUCGUCAACGGCUCCAUCCAGGACCUCAUCGCUAUUUACAAAGAAGUCUGCCUGGACCGCCACAAGUUCCUCGUCGACGACGCCAAGCCCUCGCUCUCCCUGCUCCGCCAGUUCUUUCAGAGGCUCAGCGAGACCGAGGAGGUCAUGAUCGCGCUCCUCCACGAACCAGCUCCCCGCCCGUUCGGCUUCGCGCUGGCGAUGAGAAAUAGGACCCCAAUCCGGAGCGAGCCGUGCCUGGCGGCCUGCCCCUCAUCAAAUCGAAGGCGUAUAUCCACAAGAAGCUCGGCGACCGCGCCGCCGACUACCGCCAAUACUACUAUUUCGACAAGCUCAAUCUCCAGCUGCCUCGUCGAUUCCAGAAAGCGGGACUAUUCUCUAGAGAACGAGGUCAUCCUGGACGACGUGUGCCGAAACUACUACGAGGGACUGUACUGGGUGCUGCUCUACUACUACCGCGGGGUUCGCAGCUGGACCUGGUUCUACCGCUACCACUACGCGCCGCUGCCGUCGGACCUCGCGCGCUGCGACAUGAAGUACUCGUCGUUCUCGCUGGGCGCGCCCGUCAAGCCGUUCCUGCAGCAGCUGUCGUGCCUGCCCCCGCAGAGCCAGUCGAUUCUCCCCGCGUCGUACCGCGUGCUGGUGAGCGCGAAGUCGCCCGUGGCGGACUUCUACCCUGCGCGGUUCUCCAUCGACAUGAACAACAAGAAGAACCCCUGGGAGGGCGUGAAUCUGAUCCCGUUCAUCGACAUCGAUCGGCUCACGGCCGCCAUGGAGGCGCUGCAGGUCGACGCGGGGCUCACGCUCGACGAGCAGAAGCGGAACGCCUUCCAGGGCCCGCAGCUCUUCCAGUACUCCGCGAAGUCGUGGGGCUCGUACAGCUUCCCGUUCGAAUCGGCGGUGUUCCGGAGCAUCGCCCAGGUGCACUGCGCGGUGCGGACCACGGCGAUCGGCUCGCCGUCGGACAAGCAGGAGAACGUGCUGCGCCUGCAGCCGCUGGAAGACACGUCGCUGCUGGACCUCGCGACCUACCGGACCGCGGAGCGGGGCGUGGGGAUCCUCUGCGCGGGCCGCGACAGCCGGCAGCCGACGGUGGUGGUGCAGAUCCCGGCGCGGUUGCAGGACCGGCAGAUCAACACGGAGACGCUGACGCAGCUGGUGAAGAACUGCAAGAACCGCGUGGUGUGCUACCCGCUGUGGCGGAAGCACUACGCGCUGAUCGAGGGCAUCUACGUGAGCAACUACUACGUGUCGCUGAAGCAGGAAAACACGUCGUUCAUCGUCCCGCUGUACCCGAACAAGAUCGAAAAGAUCAAGGCCAUGAUGCAGCGCGUCGUCAAGGAGGCGCUCCAGGGCCGGCUCUCCGUUCUGGGGCUCGGCGGCGUCGAUCUGGAGACCGUCAACGUGCUGCUCGAGCUCCACCCCAUCCUGGGCGUCAAGCGACACCGCCUCACCGGGGAGCUGCACUACCGCUUCGCCUCGCAGAACCAGCUCUUCCCUCUGCAGCUCGUGAAGCCCGUCUCCGUGAUCACCAGCCCCGUCUUCAACUUCCCCGACAAAGUCUCCAUCUGGGAGCGCAUCGCCGUGGACCUCCCCGUCGUCUUCCUCGGCAUCGGCAAUCUCGCCAAGCACACCGUCCAAGGCGCCGUCGGCAGGAUCGAGGCCAUCGAGGCCGGCUCCGUCGUCGUCAAGCUCACCUCCUUCCCGCCCUCCGCCUACCGCUUCUUCGACCUCUCCGCCGUCCAGAAGACCACCUGGUGCUCCAUCCAGGCCCUCGCGGAGAUCCUCAAAAUCCCGCGCGGCGCCGCCGAGAAGCUGGUCGCGACGUACACGCUGACGCGCGGCUCGGACCACUUCAACAUCGGCCUGAAGUGGAUCCGGCAGCAGCUGGUCAACCCGAGUAGUUCUCCGUUUCCCUCUUGA
Messenger RNA from Blastocystis hominis, 2817 nucleotides. RefSeq lists its product as hypothetical. Lineage: Eukaryota; Bigyra; Opalinata; Blastocystidae. Bases 1 to 2817 code for a protein of 938 amino acids. Gene Ontology annotation, cellular component: nucleus. The record is from RefSeq and is a predicted model, not a curated record. The transcript is spliced from 5 exons. Gene Ontology annotation, biological process: nuclear-transcribed mRNA catabolic process. Gene Ontology annotation, molecular function: RNA binding; 5'-3' RNA exonuclease activity.